Molecule: messenger RNA, 585 nt
Organism: Eimeria necatrix
Lineage: Eukaryota; Apicomplexa; Conoidasida; Eucoccidiorida; Eimeriidae
Exons: 1
Coding region: 1-585 (194 amino acids)
Source: RefSeq, a predicted model, not a curated record
AUGUGCAAUCAAGCUUCACGCAACUCAGCGCAGCAGCAUCAGCGGCAGCAGCAGCACUGUCAUCAGCAGGUGAACAGGAAAAGCAGCAAUAAAACUAGCAGCAGCAUCAGGAGCCCGAAUAUUGGCGCCAGCGAUCACAGCAGCAGCAGCCCUAAUAUCAUCAUCAUCAUCAUCACCAACAACAGCACCAGCAGCAGCAGCAGCACGAGCAUCAUCAUCAACACCAGCAGCAGCAGCUACAGCCGCUCGAGCAUCAUGAAUAUCAUCAUCACCAUCAUCAUCAGCGGCAGCAGCAGGACCCAGACGACCUGGCGCAGCAGCCGCGGCAUCAUCAACAUCAUCAUCAUCAUCAGCAGCAGCAGCAGCAGCAGUAGCAGCAGCUACGAUGAGGAAUUUCACGGCUUGCUGCUGGCCGUGCACGGCUGCUUCGUGCAGUACAGCAAAACCCCACACGUCUUUCUGGUUAAGACUGGCCCCCUUGUCCAGCAGCAGCCGCGCCACCGCCUCGUGGCCGCAGCUCGACGUAUGCCGCAGCGCCGUGCGCCAGUACUACACCCAACGCAAAUCCUAAAUCCUAAACCCUGA